UCCUUCCCUUUCUCUCUAUCUUCUCUCGCAAAUUUUCUAACUUGUAACUGAUAGCCCAAUGGCCGCCACCCCAAUCCUCUCCCCCACCACAACCACCACCACUUCCUCCUUAGUCCACCACCACCACCAAUCUCUACACUUCUGUAAAUUACCCUUUCCCAACUCCCUCACCAAACCCAGCACUCUCAAUUCCAACAGACCACUUACCAGACUUAACGUGUCCACCCCAACAAACAAACCCAGCAACACCACCGCCACAUCCACCUCCACCUCCAAGAAACCCACGACGGAGACCAUCUACUUCGACGGCGGAGCUCACUAUGGCGACCUCCUGGCCAACCUUAUCCUGGGUUUCACUCUUCUGUGGCUGCCCUUGACUUUAGCUGCGGUCUUCAGGGCCUUCUUUUUGAGGUACAGGUUCACCAACCUGCGUGUGACGGUAAUCUCGGGACUGACAGGUCAGGACAGGAGCGACUUCUCGUACAAGGUGAUCAAGGAUGUCCAGGUGGUGCCGCGAUUCAUCGGCGAAUGGGGUGAUAUUAUCAUCACCCUCAAAGACGGCACCAAGGUUGAUCUGAGGAGUGUGCCCAAGUUCAGAGAGAUUGCCAAGUAUUGCCUCUCUUUGGCGGAAAAGCCGGCCGUAUUGAAGGAAACGGGAACCAAAGGCUUUUAAUUUAAUUUAAUUAUUACAAGGUUUAAUUUCAUGCAAAAACAUUGAUGGUGUUUUUUUUUCUUGUAUAAGAAUUCUCAGAGGUAUGCUAAAUCAAUUUUUGUAGAUAA
Pyrus x bretschneideri (Chinese white pear) is the source of this 780-nucleotide messenger RNA. RefSeq lists its product as uncharacterized. NCBI's taxonomy places the organism in Eukaryota, Viridiplantae, Streptophyta, Magnoliopsida, Rosales, Rosaceae. The coding region runs from base 59 to 673 and encodes 204 amino acids. The record is from RefSeq and is a predicted model, not a curated record. The transcript has a single exon.